This is a messenger RNA of Paramecium tetraurelia, 1029 nucleotides long. RefSeq lists its product as uncharacterized. The record is from RefSeq and is a predicted model, not a curated record. NCBI's taxonomy places the organism in Eukaryota, Ciliophora, Oligohymenophorea, Peniculida, Parameciidae. The transcript has 3 exons.
AUGUUAAUUGAGACAUUAUACAUAUGGAUAAUCUGGUUGAUAUUAAAAUUACCUCAAUUGGAAAUCAAAGACACCAUCGAUGUUGAAGUUUAAGAUGAAUUUAUGAUAAGGAAUGCUAAAUCUAAAUACUCUCUAUUCCAUUCCUUUUAGGAUAUUUAAGAAAACAAAUCAUAACCACAAUUUAAAGUGAGGCUAACACAGAAUUAUUUGAUUGUAGAUAAUUAAACCAUUAUUGAAUAUGAUAAAGAAUAUUUUAGAGUACAAUAACUGAACAAUGAAGAUCAAAGUGUUUGCCAACUGAAGAGGAAUCACACAUACAUGAAAGAAUUACUAUUGAAUUUUUCAGUCAUUAAUUAUUCUAAUUGUUCAAUCGCAUACAUGGACGAAUAAACAAGAAUUACAAAUAAUGAUAUAAAAUUGUCAUUUACUAAUUGUAAAGAUAUUAAGGUGAUUGAUUAAUUCAAUUAUUUUCAAAAAGGAUAACUCGUUAUUAUUGUAUGCAGAGUAUUGACAGAAGCAAAAAUAAAGAUUCUGUUUUACAACAAUUAUGAAGAAGAUUUCUUAUAACUUUACUCAUAUAAAAUAUCAUUCAAAGAAUUGCCAAAUUUAUUUAUUAGAUAUUAAGCCCAUGAAUCCAAACAAUUUAUUCUGAUUAUAAAUGCUUAUUUGUUACAUUUUACACUUGAUUAAAUUUUUUUUUAUAAGAUUGAUCAAGUUGAUGAAAUCUAAUUUUCAGAGGAUGGGACUUAACUUUAUGCUAUGAGAAAAAGUGUUAUUUAUUAAUUAUUCUUGUAAAAUCCUAAAGUACAAUUACUUGAAUUGGUUGAAUAAUAAAGCAAAAUCAAAAAUAGUAGAAUUCUAGCAUUUAAGUGCUGGAAUCAAGGAAUUUUAGUAUUAACAGAUAAAGGAUAUUUCAAGUAUCUUGAAGUUCAAAAUAGUUAAUAAAUCCAUAAAAUUACAAUAUACGAUGGAAUUGGAGUUAUUAUGAUUAUGAUAACAUUGUUUUCAAUAAAAGUAAAUUAUUUUUGA